AUGAAGGGUCUCACGCUUUCCGCCCUCCUGGCUCUCGCACCCGCGGCGCUUGCUGCAUGGCCCGAGGCCGAGGGAAAGACGAUCAAGUACACGUCGGUCCCUGGGUACUUUCUGCAGGACGCCAACAGCACCGACCCCUCUGGUUUUGACUACGCUUCCGUCAACUUCGGCCUGAUCAACAGAACAUACCCGACGGACAAGCAAUUCGACCCCGAGGGCACCAAGACCCAAUGGCAGCGCUUCGAGCGUUGGGUUCAGUACCUGACCUCGGGCUGCCGCAAGAGCGACAGUGUCUCGUACAAGCUGCUCUUCAUGGGACGUCACGGUGAGGGUUGGCACAACGCUGCUGAGUCUUUCUACGGCACUCCCGCCUGGAACUGCUACUGGGCUGAGCAAGACGGCAACGGCACCGCUCGCUGGGCCGAUCCUCUUCUGACCCCGGCGGGCGAGGCAGAGGCGUACAAGGCGAACGCCUACUUCAAGGACCGGUUCGAGACGCAGAAGAUGCCCUACUUCGAGUCCUACUACUCGAGCCCCUUGAUCCGCUGCGGGAUCACCGCCAACAUCACCUUCGGCGACAUCCCGCUGCCCGAGGACAGGCCCUUUAUCCCGACCGUCAAGGAGGGCUUCCGCGAGGGCAUGACGGUGCACACGUGCAACUGGCGCUCCAACAAGACAUACAUCCACGACAUGUUCCCCUCCUACCAGUUCGAGGCGGGCUUCACCGAGUAUGACGAGCUGUGGCGCCGCAACGAGAGCGAGACCACCGAGGCACAGAACGCGCGGUCCAAGGCCGUCCUCGACGACGUCUUCCGUACCGACGGCAAGACCUGGCUCAGCAUCACGAGCCACUCGGGCGAGAUCACCAGCCUGCUGCGCGCCCUCAACCACCGCGCCUUCCGCCUGUCGACCGGCCAGAUCAUCCCCGUCUUCGUCAAGGCCGAGGUCGUCGAGCCGCAGCCGGAGCCGACCUUUGCGGCGCACGAGCCCUACCCGACCUGUACCAGCCCGCCGAUCACCAGCAACGCCGCGCAGGGAUGUGUAUGCUCGACGGCUACGUCGGCGCUCCUCCCGGCAGCCACGCUCAUGGCUGCGGCGUAG
This is a messenger RNA of Colletotrichum chrysophilum, 1101 nucleotides long. RefSeq lists its product as uncharacterized. Gene Ontology annotation, molecular function: phosphatase activity. The transcript has 3 exons. Gene Ontology annotation, cellular component: cytoplasm. NCBI's taxonomy places the organism in Eukaryota, Fungi, Ascomycota, Sordariomycetes, Glomerellales, Glomerellaceae. The coding region runs from base 1 to 1101 and encodes 366 amino acids. The record is from RefSeq and is a predicted model, not a curated record.